Messenger RNA from Dendrobium catenatum, 351 nucleotides. RefSeq lists its product as uncharacterized. NCBI's taxonomy places the organism in Eukaryota, Viridiplantae, Streptophyta, Magnoliopsida, Asparagales, Orchidaceae. The transcript has a single exon. The record is from RefSeq and is a predicted model, not a curated record. The coding region runs from base 1 to 351 and encodes 116 amino acids.
AUGCUUAAAUGGCCAUUGCCCAAAAACCUAAAGGAGCUGAGGGGAUUCCUAGGGCUUACAGGGUACUACAGAAGAUUUGUGAAGGGAUACAACACUAUAGCUUGGCCACUCACAGAGCAGUUGAAGAAAGAUGGCUUCUUAUGGGGGGAGGCAGCUACGACAGCAUUUGAGCAGUUGAAGAAAGCUAUGACCACAGUGCCGGUCUUAGCUUUACCGGAUUUUACUCAAGCCUUUAUAGUGGAGACUGAUGCAUCAGGAUACGGGCUAGGAGCAGCUGAUGCAGAACCACAAGCCCAUUGCUUAUUUCAGCCAAGUGUUGACUGCCAGAGCUCGUCUGAAAUCUGUCUAUGA